Molecule: messenger RNA, 1653 nt
Organism: Mycena indigotica
Lineage: Eukaryota; Fungi; Basidiomycota; Agaricomycetes; Agaricales; Mycenaceae
Exons: 6
Coding region: 1-1653 (550 amino acids)
Source: RefSeq, a predicted model, not a curated record
AUGGGAGAGGAAGGCGAGACGCGACAUGGCGGAGAAGACGAAGAAGAGUGGCUUGUGACGUCACAGCGGAUUCCUCUCUUCCCUCCCACUUCCGGGCCGAGCAAAACAACCAAACACGCUGCAUCCACAGGCAGACAUGCUGCCUACACGAGGUGGCUACUCCCAAACGCCCCUUCUCUCUUCCCCUCAUCGCUGUCGCUCGUCAGAGACUCCCCCGAUACCUGGACGGCGAAGGGCGUCGAAUCCACCUUCCGUGUCAGCUUCGACAAGGACUCCUCGCUCACUGGGACGACCGAUGUCUGCGGAUGGGGCUGGCGAUUCAAGUGGGACUGCUCGAAUGGCCCCAUCGCUGUUUACUUCGACCCGCACCUGGUGGCGAACGCGGAAUACGGACGCGUAUCGUGCACUGUCGUAACGACGGGAUUGACGGAGUAUUCCUUCGACUACUCUUUGAUGUUGUUCUCCCUCAGCCUCCCUUUGAGCCGUUCCAUAUCACAAUCCCUGGUUCCAGAGCCCUUUCAGGACACCGAGGCUCGCAAUUUGCGAAUUGGCUUGUGGACCCGUGCCCUGAGUGGCAAGAAGACAAAAAACCGCAAGAGCUCCACUAGUACGACUCCAACGUUUAAAUUUACCGUCUCCUUUGAGGCCACCUUCGCCCUCACUCCUCCCAAGCCUGUCACCAUCCAGACCCGCCUCCCGUUCUCGGACGAGCCCCUCCCAACGCGCAUCCGCGCCUCUCUUGUCGACACGAUCCAUGGCGGCGAGCUCAUCGAUGUCAAGUUCUGGGCAUAUUCACGCGCCCGGAGCGGCUACGUCUAUGCUCCCCGUCCGCUGUACGGGAAUCUCAGGCUCAUGCGCGGGACUUCGAAACAGUUCGAUGAAGAUCUCGACGACAUCUUCAGCGGAUUUUCCGAAUCGGGGCAGACGGACAUCACGAAUGACCAGGCUCCCGAGAAUGUGUUUGACGCGUAUGACUAUAUGUCCGACAGCGACCUCGAGGACGGCGAAGAAUUCGAUGGCGACACGGAUAUUCACGGCCAGGAAUCAGAACCGGAUGAGAAAGAGCAGCCCGUCGCUGGACCGAGCAUACAGCGCUCGACAUCGCCUGAUGUCAUUGUUCAACAAGAGCUCCAGGGGCGUCGCGGCCAUCGCGUUGUCAUCAAGGGACAUGCUUAUAACACUUGGAAAGCGUUGAUAUACUACCUCUACACAGGCAAGGUGCAUUUCCGUGAGGUCGGCGGGAGGGCUUCGCGUUUCGACCUGAGGCAGCCAAGAGAAGAUGAGGCACCGGAAUGCUCGCCGAAGUCGAUGUACAAACUCGCGGACAAGCACGGCCUCGCGGAACUCAAGCUGCUCGCGUUCGAGGCGAUCCGCGCGCGGCUCUCGGUCGACACCAUUGUGCACGAAGUGUUCUCCAACUUCACUGCCAUAUUCGACGAGGUCAAGACAAUGCAAGUCGCUUUUCUCCGCGCAAACUUGCACACGCCAGCCGUGCGCAAGUCGAUGACGUUGAAGCUGGUGGACUUCUGCGCGGAGCGCGGCUCGUCGGCGUCCGCGGCGGUGCUCCAGGACGUCAUAUUUGGUCCAGCUGAAGCCCCUGCUAGGUUCCAGACGCCUGAGGAGCUAGGUUGGAAUGACUUCUACGGAACUUGA